UCCUGAUGACAAAGCCGGAAGUUUUUAAAGUCCACUUCCGGUGAUGAGUGGGACGUUUGGCAGCUUCUCGCUAGCUGGUAGUAAUUUAAAAAACGUGUAUGAUUUUCGGUUUAGUCCAUCAGAGAAUCGAUUCCAAUGGAUUUAUUAGUGAAUCUUCAGGUUUAUUUUAGUAGUUUAGUGCGAUGUUUUAGCGGAUGAUGAUGAUGGUGAUGGUGAUGGUGAUGAUGCUAGCUGAUCUCUCAGGGAAGAAGAAGAAGCAUGUGCGGUUUGCCAGAAUGAAUGAAGAGGAAGAGGAUGAUAACCCAGAGCAGGAGGAGGAAGAGGAAGACACGCUGUUCGACAAGAGGAAGGAUGUGAAGGCCGGGCUGAAGAGCGCCCUGAAGCGGGGGAAAAAGCUUGUGCACUCGGCCGCGGGGGAGAAGGUGGAGAUUAAACGUGGCGGAGGAGCGUGCGGCCGCUGGAUGAUCACCCUCACACUCUGCUCUUCGUUUCUGGGCCUGGGAAUGUGUAUCUCUGUGUUGUUGGGUUUUAUAGGGAAUGUGUAUCUCUGUGGAACGUGUAUCUCUGUGUUGGGUUUUAUAGAGAACGUGUAUCUCUGUGUUGGGUUUUAUAGAGAACGUGUAUCUCUGUGUUGGGUUUUAUAG
Messenger RNA from Pangasianodon hypophthalmus (striped catfish), 644 nucleotides. Its product is annotated as sodium-dependent glucose transporter 1. The record is from RefSeq and is a predicted model, not a curated record. The transcript is spliced from 4 exons. Bases 195 to 644 code for a protein of 149 amino acids. NCBI's taxonomy places the organism in Eukaryota, Metazoa, Chordata, Actinopteri, Siluriformes, Pangasiidae.